This is a messenger RNA of Saccoglossus kowalevskii, 1062 nucleotides long. Its product is annotated as calumenin-A-like. NCBI's taxonomy places the organism in Eukaryota, Metazoa, Hemichordata, Enteropneusta, Harrimaniidae. The record is from RefSeq and is a predicted model, not a curated record.
AUGGAGAUACCUAUCCAAGGUAGAGGGAAGAGUAGCCUUUUACACCAAAGGCUUCAAAACAAAGUAUGUAAAUGUAGAAAACAGCAGCAUUCUUGUGGUCCAGGAUGUUUAUGUUUAAAUUUUGUAAAUACUGGGAAUGGUGAAAUAGAACUAGAUGAUCUUCAUGAAAUAAUUGCAGAUGAACUCCUGGAAGUACAACAAGAAUCAAAUGAUGAACGCAAUUUUGAAUUUGAGAAGACUGAAGACAUUGAUGAGUAUGACCUGUCUGAAGAUAAUGUAGUGGAGAUGUUUGAAGCAGAUGAAGUUGAAAAAUAUCCAUGCUGGAUGAUGUCACAUCUUUCCGAAAACCGUCGCGACGCGACAGGGUACGAGUUGACGGACUGGAUCUACUCUGCAAUAAUGGCAACGUUUUGGGAAGAAACGAAAAGAACGUUGGAACUCGUAGACGCUGAUGGCGAUGGUAUGGUUUCAUGGAACGAGUCUUUAAUAUUUUAUUUCGGUGAAUCUGAAGAUGAAGACGACAGGCGAUAUCGAUAUGAUUACUACAGUCAAGAGAUUGAACAAGACCAACUUCGUUUUGACUUAGCAGACGACAACAAUGAUGGAUCGCUGACCGUGGAUGAAUUCUUUGCUUUUCUUCAUCCUGAAUUAUAUAACCACAUGAAGGAUCUAAUCACAUGGAAAUUUUUUGCUGAUUUUGAUAAAGAUAAAGAUGGUGGCGUUUCAUUAUUAGAGUACAUUCCUCCAAAUCCAUUGCCUGACGAGGAAGAAGAUAUCGAUAAUGAUGGAGAACCACGCUGGGUCGGCAAAGCCAAGGCACGUUUUGCUAUGAUAGACAGCAACAAAAAUGGUAUACUGGAAGUGCCAGAAGCAUUGGCGGUCUUGAUGCCCGACUAUCAUCGUGCUGCAAACAGCGAGGCCAGAAGAAUAAUGAAGAAUGUUGACGAAAAUGAGGAUGGCAAAAUGAGUUUGAAAGAAGUUAAAAAACACUACAAGGUGUUUACAGAGAACGAACAUGUUGAUUUUAACUCUCAGAUACGGAGAAUUAGAGAUGAACUUUGA